Messenger RNA from Octopus bimaculoides (California two-spot octopus), 3065 nucleotides. Its product is annotated as COX assembly mitochondrial protein 2 homolog. The record is from RefSeq and is a predicted model, not a curated record. Lineage: Eukaryota; Metazoa; Mollusca; Cephalopoda; Octopoda; Octopodidae. Gene Ontology annotation, cellular component: mitochondrion.
CCCCUUGAACAAAAAAUUUCCCCGUACGUUAUUAUUUUCUCGUCGAAGUAACUGAUUACUAAUUUCAGUCUCGCUUUUUAAAUGUUGUGUUUAGAUUACUAAAAAGUUGGCGCUUUUUCAAUUAACUAUCUUCUGUUAACACAAGGCUUGGGUAGUUAAUUUCUCAGAAAGUUAUGAAGUGAUUCAAGCACAUUAAACUACUAUCUGAUUUACUUAGUGAAAUUUUUGCCGACCAGAACAUUUAAUGAAAUGCAUCCUGAUCUGUCCACACAUCUUCAUACAGGAGAGUGUAAUGACAUUAUUUAUGCUCUUAAAGUGUGUCACAAAGAGAAUCCUUGGAAAAAGUUCUUAGGUGUCUGUAAUGAUUUAGACCAUGCUUUGAACAAAUGUCUUAAAAAUGAGCGAGAAAGCCGGCGAAAGAAUAAUGCAACAAAGAUAAAAAAUUCUGAAUGAAACAAGGAAAGUGUUGUGACUGAGAAGGGAAAAUGAAAUGCAAAACACAUUUGAAAAUUAAUUUAUAUCAGUUUGUUGCUGAAGUUUAAAGAGGGUCAGUUUAUUAUUUGCUAUAAUAACUGAUUAAAUGACAGAUAAAAAUGAGAUCAUUCUGUUGUAAUGGCUAGUAUGCCUGAUAUUUUGAGAGGCUGGCAUUAUGGUGUGAUAUAUUCUUGGUGAACUGCUACCUAAUUGCAGUUCUUUGUAGAAACUAUUUCAUUUACAUUGCUACUUUUUUGUAUUACCUGUCUCUGAAACCAAUAUAUAUAUGAUAUUACUAAAACAGGACCCUAUUUUGUCUCUUAAAAGAAAAAGAGAAUAAAAUUGAAAAGAUUUGAAUUAUGUUCACUGUGAGAAAAAAUUAUGGAAAACAAACCUGUUUCUCUAUCUUUUGUUUUCUCUGCAUUUUUUUUUUUUUACUGUAAUUUAACACAAUCUUUCCAUGUUGGCUUGUGUUGAUGCAUCUGAAAGUUUGGAUAUACCUAUCAAUAUUAGGGGAAUAGUAUGGGUGGAGGAAUGGGAAGAUGGUUAUAAGAAGGAAUAGUAACCAUAAAAAUGGAUGAAGGAUAGGAGGAGGAAAGCUAGAAGACGAGAGAGAAAAGAAAGUUUCAGGUGAAACAAUAUCAGGUGUCUGCCCAUAUAUGUAAUGUUCUCUAGUUGUAUAGUUGGUAUUUUUUAAAGUAUCUACAUUUCUUGAAUAUUUUUGAUCUGAUGUUUAUGAAGAUUUUUGAGGAUUUCCCUCUUUUCUGCUAUGCACAGGUCACACCUUUGUUGCAUACUUGAGCAGAAACCCUAAAACAUGUCCAACUAACAAAUUGAACAUUUUAGAAACAGUUAUUUAUGAAGCAGAAGUUACUUCUCCAGACUUCAACCUAGUUGAAAUGCAUAAACAUUUACAUAAGCACAACAAGAAACAUUUAAAAAACAUUUACAAAUCUUCCUUUAAACAUAAAUAAAAAGAACAUUAGAGAAGGACUGACUAUAUUUGUAAACUAAAAGAAACAGUUUUGGACUAUAGUAAAUGAAAAAACCUGGAAUGAUCCAGAAUUUGCCAAAUUAGAAGUAAAAGAUGUGACUUGUGCACAGCAGAGAAGUAGAGAAUUUUCAAAGUCAUUCAUAAACAAGGCUUCAAUUUAAACACCAUAUUUGAGAAAUGCAGACACUUUUAAAAAAAUACCCUAUUAUUUAACUGGAAAAUACUGUCUUCACUAGACCAAAACCACAUAUAUGCACAAAUACCUGAUAUUGUUUCAUCUGAAACUUUAUUUCCUUGUUCUCUUCCAGUUUUUUUCCUAUCUAUCAUUCACCUUUAAUUUUAUAUUUACUUUUCCUUUUUAUAUUUAAUUUCCCCUGCCCCAUCCUUAUUACUCUCUCCCAGUAUUGACUAAGUUUAAUUCAUUUUAAUCAUUUAAUUCUGUUUGGUUUCAUAUCAUCUUCAAACAAUUUACAAUGUAUUUUUUUUUCAGCAACUUUGCAAUCAUAAUUAUGGAGAUAUAUAACUCAUAACCCUUCAGGAAAAGUUAUUUACCUUAAAAAUAGAAGUUCAAGAAAAUACAUUUUUUUAAAGAUAUUUCUCAUUUUCUCAAAACAUAUGGAGACAAAGCCGGAAGGUCCAAACCAUAAAAUCAAUGGUAACCAGCAUUGCUUUAUAAAUACAUUACUCUACAUAUCUGCAUCAAGUACUAUAUAUUUUUAAUUAUUCAUCAUACAUGAUAUAUGAUAUACAAGCAUUAUACAUAUAUAUCCCUACUCACUCUGUUGAUAACAUUGUUUGGAACAAAAGGCUAUCAGUGUUGUGCAGUAAAGACCCUUUUGUUUGUAGGGUACAAGGUAACCUCAUUAGUGCUAGUACCAUGAUAAAAUGCACCUAAUACAGUCUGUGAAGUGGUUGUAGAAUGUGCAAAGAAAACGUUGAGAGGGCUCUUUAGUGUUGUCAAAGGUAUGACAAUAUUUUUAAUGCUGGUGUGAUGAUAAAACACACCUGGUUCACUCUGUAAAAUGGUUGGUUUUAGAAAUACCAUCCAACCCAAAAAUGAAAUGUACAAGUAAGUUAUGGUCAUCUGCCCUGUCUAAGUCAGGCAAUAAAUUUGAAUAAAAUUGACUGAAAAAUUGAAAAAAAACAUUAAUUCCUAUUCAUCCUUCUUAUUUGUCUAAAGAAAGCUGGAAAAAAGCUGACCCAAGACUAGAGACCAUUCCCAAAUGUUUGCAACAGAGUGGUUGAUACUAAAUGCAUUCAGGAAUCAUGGGGGUGAUAAAGUGGAUGAUAGAAUAAGUUCACCACCCAAGAAUAGAGACAGUCCCUCUGGUGUACUUUUUACACAAUUUCUGUUUACAAAGUGUCACUUACAAAGAUACUGAUGUGGUAAUAUGUCUUUUUGAGCCAGCAGUUUUAGUAGAAGGGAGUAGUCAAUUAUAUCAACCCCAGUGCUCAACUGGUACUUUAUCAACCCUGAAAAGAUGACAGACAAAGUCAACCUGAAGUCAGAAUGUAAAGAACUGGAAGAACUGCUGCUAAGUAUUUUAUCUAAAACAGUAACAAUUCUACCAGCUUGGUGCUUUUGUGGCGGUAAUAA